This is a messenger RNA of Aspergillus pseudonomiae, 1695 nucleotides long. RefSeq names its product putative MFS monosaccharide transporter. Gene Ontology annotation, molecular function: carbohydrate:proton symporter activity. The transcript is spliced from 10 exons. The record is from RefSeq and is a predicted model, not a curated record. Gene Ontology annotation, cellular component: membrane. Gene Ontology annotation, biological process: carbohydrate transport; transmembrane transport. Lineage: Eukaryota; Fungi; Ascomycota; Eurotiomycetes; Eurotiales; Aspergillaceae. The coding region runs from base 1 to 1695 and encodes 564 amino acids.
AUGGCGGGUGGUAUAGCAUCUCAGGGCAUCUCUGCCAAGCGCGCAGAGCUUGCUGGAGGCAGAGUUGGAUGGCGUGGGCUCGUCCACAGCAAGAAAACCUUCGGUAUUGCGCUGUUUGCCUCGCUCGGUGGCUUAGUCUAUGGAUACAACCAGGGAAUGUUCGCCCAAAUUCUUACGAUGCCGUCCUUUAUUGAUGCGACGCAAGGAUAUGCAGAACACACGGGCACCGCUCAGGGCAUGCUUACCUCUAUUCUCGAGCUCGGUGCCUGGUUGGGAACGCUCGCCAAUGGAUAUUUGGCCGAUGCGCUGGGUCGCCGUGUGACUGUCGUUGUGGCCGUGGUUGUGUUCUGUGUGGGAGUCAUUGUCCAGGCGUGCACGACCAACCCAGACUUUGUUUAUGCCGGUCGGUUUGUCACCGGUCUGGGAGUCGGUAACCUGAGUAUGAUUGUCCCGCUUUACAACGCUGAGCUGGCUCCUCCCGAGAUUCGAGGAUCCCUAGUCGCCGUUCAGCAAUUGGCCAUUACCUUCGGUAUCAUGGUCAGUUUCUGGAUCGGAUAUGGUACAAACUUCAUCGGCGGAACGGGAGAAGGUCAGUCCAUUGCGGCCUGGGAGAUUCCGGUCUGUAUCCAAAUUCUACCUGCGCUCGUCCUGGCGGUUGGCAUGCUGCUGUUCAUGCCGCAAUCACCGCGUCAUCUCAUCAAUCAAGGUCGCGAAGAAGAGUGUUUACAGACCGUAGCUCGUCUGCGCGACGCUUCGGUCGAUGAUAUGCUCGUGCGCAUCGAAUUCUUGGAGAUGAAGGCGCUCCGUAUGUUUGAGGAUGAGACGGCGCGGAAGAAGUAUCCGCAGUACCAGGAUGGGUCAUUCAAGAGUCGUUUCAUGAUUGGGCUGCACGAUUACAUGUCCCUCAUCACGGAUAAGUCGCUCUUCAAGCGGACCAGCGUUGCGUGCUUGAUCAUGGUCUUUCAGCAGUGGAAUGGUAUCAAUGCGAUCAACUAUUAUGCCCCGCAGAUUUUUAAAGAUCUUCAGCUCGGUGGUACCACUACUUCAUUGCUCGCCACCGGAGUAGCUGGUAUCUUCGAGUUCGUUUUUACCAUUCCUGCCGUUCUCUGGGUCGACAAUAUUGGUCGGAAGAAGAUCCUUAUUGCCGGUGGCAUUGGUAUGGCUGUUUGUCACUUUAUCGUGGCUGGUAUUAUUGGAUCCUAUCAACAUACAUUUUCCCAGCACAAGGCUCCUGGCUGGGUUGCUGUAGUAUUCGUCUGGAUUUUCAUCAUCAACUUUGCCUAUUCAUGGGGUCCUGUUGCUUGGAUCGUGGUUUCUGAGGUCUACCCCUUGAGCAUGCGUGCCAAGGGUGUCAGUAUCGGUGGAAGCAGCAACUGGCUGAACAAUUUCGCCGUGGGUCUCUCUACUUCUCCGUUUCUCAGUGCCUCAAACUAUGGUACGUUCAUCUUUUUUGGAUGUAUCACCACCAUCGGUGUAAUUUGGGUGUGGUUCCUGGUGCCCGAAACCAAAGGUCGCACCUUGGAGGAGAUGGACGAACUCUUUGGCUCCGGAGGCAUGGCUGCGGAGGAUGAGGCCCGGAAGCGACGGAUUGAGCGUGAGAUCGGGCUCUUGGCACUCUUGGGCGAGGAACCCGAGCAUCCAACCGAUGAGAAGCUAGCCGAGAAGCCUACGCAUGUUGAUAAUGUGUCGGAGUAG